Molecule: messenger RNA, 1170 nt
Organism: Penicillium crustosum
Lineage: Eukaryota; Fungi; Ascomycota; Eurotiomycetes; Eurotiales; Aspergillaceae
Product: serine/threonine-protein kinase HAL4/sat4
Exons: 3
Coding region: 1-1170 (389 amino acids)
Biological process (GO): intracellular signal transduction; intracellular monoatomic cation homeostasis; protein phosphorylation
Molecular function (GO): ATP binding; protein serine/threonine kinase activity
Source: RefSeq, a predicted model, not a curated record
AUGGAGGUCCUGGCGGUUGCGGACGCAAUCAUUCUCAAGUAUCUCGAACUUCCAUCUACUCUGAAAAAACGUGUCUUUGGGAAUGGAAGGUUCAUGCUCGAGAACGGGGAUCACUGCCACUUUCUGAAACCGCUAUCGUCGAAAAGACUAUUCCGUGAAGCGAAUCGAAAGAUGAACUGGAGAUACUUGAAGAGGAUAAUUACAAAAGCUUGCUCGCAACCGUCCGCGGAUUCAGAAUGGAAACAGUGGAUGGAGAAUCAACAAACUGGCGUCGUGGCUGGGGAAAAUAUGACACUCCUAGUCCAGAAAUACGGGGAUAUAUGCGAUAUUCUGGGUCACGGCUCGUUUGGGGCCGUUUUUCUGUCGCACAAAAUCCAAGAGUGGAACCCGAACAUUCAUCGCUUUUACGCAGUCAAAGUCUUCCGCCGUGAAGCACAAACAACCGAAACAGCUUACCAGAGGCGCGUUGAGUCCGAGUUUUACAUAUCCUCUUCAUUGCAACAUCAAAAUAUUGUUCGGACUUUCGAGUUGCUUCGAAUAGGUAAUGAUAGCUUUUGCGAAUGCUUGGAGUAUUGUUCCGGUAGGGACCUGCAUUCAUUGGUAGCCACAUCCGGUCAGCUGGAAGAGCCAGAGGCCGAUUGUUUCUUUAAACAGCUCAUGCGUGGCGUCAGCUAUAUCCAUAAGAUGGGAAUUGCUCAUCGCGACUUGAAGCCGGAGAAUCUUCUUCUCAGCACCAAUGGCUGCCUGAAGAUUUCCGAUUUUGGAAGCGCUGAAUGUUUCCGCCUUGGUUGGGAAAACCAGAUACAUAUGUCCAGGACACGUCGCGGUUCACGCCCUUUUGUAUCGCCGGAACAAUAUCUAUGCGAGGAAUUUGAUCCUAGAUCGGUCGACAUCUGGGCUGCCGCUAUGACUUACCUUGUGAUAAGAACAGGUAGGAUUCCAUGGAAGAUAGCGACCGAUCAAGAUGAAUCUUUUCGAGACUACGUCGCAGACCUUACCGAUUUCCCGUCCUAUCUGGCUGUUGUGCUAACUCUGCAGCAACAGACAGCAAGUCGACGAGUCAUAUAUUCGAUGCUAGAUAUUGAAAACGUGCGCCGGCCUAUCGCACCUGAAAUUCUUGAUUCCCGGUGGCUACAAGAGACUAAAACCUGCACAGCCGCUGGAUCAUGA